Molecule: messenger RNA, 282 nt
Organism: Rotaria socialis
Lineage: Eukaryota; Metazoa; Rotifera; Eurotatoria; Philodinida; Philodinidae
Source: the annotation of a GenBank genome assembly
AUGAAAUUAAGUCUUAUUCGACUCAGUGGUGGGGAUGCUGACGUUCCAGCUCAUAUUCGACAACAGAUGACUACAAAUUGGUAUGUUCGUCACUUCAAUUCCUAUACAACUCGUGGUCGAGCUAAUAGUGUAAUUGCUGUUAUUGGAGGUUGGUUUCUUUUUGGCUAUACUAUGUCGAAAUGGUCUCAAUCGCGUAAAGCUAAACAAUUAGUCGCCGAAUCUGCUAAACAAGCAGCUCCAGCUCCACAUGCAUCAUCAGCAAAGAAUAGUGGUCAUCAUUAA